GAACCUCUUCACAUAUCCCCCCUAUAUAUAAAUGCAGAUGUAUAUCCGUAAACAGAACUCAUGUUUCUGUGUUCUGUCUUUUUUAUCCUGUUUCAAGAAUCCUAAUUAUUAAUUUGAGUUCGAUCUUCAUUUCAAAGAUGACUCUUCAUUUCAAUCUGAAUAUGAAGCAAAUGGGCAACAUGAUCUAUGAAGAUUCAAGGAGGACCGGAGAAGAAGAAAACAUUGUUGAAGGAGUUUCAAGAUCGAUGUUAGAAACUGAAACAUUCUUCGAGGAAGAUUCAUCAUCUUGCUCGUUAUCCUCCAUGUGUUCUUCAUCUGAUUUAACAGAGGAUGAUGAUGAUGUUUCUUCGUCUUCUUCAAAUGGACCUCUUGAAGAUCUCUCUGACCUCAUGUCACACCUCCCAAUCAAGAGAGGAUUGUCAAAGUUUUAUGAAGGAAAAUCUCAAUCAUUCACAUCACUAGCAAAUGUUAAAAGUCUUGAAGAUCUUAUGAAGACAGGUUUAAAAAAUAGAAACUAUGGAGCAAGAAGAAAGGCAAAGAGCACUGGAGGAAUGAUAGAUCAAAGCUACAAAAGGGUUUAUAGCCCUAAAGCUACAAUCUCCAAGAAAGCGACAAGAAGACCUUCUUCUGUCCUCUCUUGUCUAGCCAGAAGAUGAUGUUAGAUAUCAGAGAAACAUUAGUCUUUCAAAAGUUUUUUUUAACCCUUUUUACGAUACAACAAAAUCAAUUUCACAGUAACAUAAUCCCCCAAUACAUCACCUUAAUCUUAAGUCUAUGAGAGAAAUUUCAGGGUCUUUUAAUGUGUAAAAAAAGUUAAAACUAGACUUGUCUAUACACUUUUUGGCUUUUUGUUGUUGUGUAGUUGUACGUAUCAAAGCUUUAGUGAUUCCUAGAAUUGGUGGAAGCAUUUCCACAUAACUA
Molecule: messenger RNA, 921 nt
Organism: Brassica napus (rape)
Lineage: Eukaryota; Viridiplantae; Streptophyta; Magnoliopsida; Brassicales; Brassicaceae
Product: protein OXIDATIVE STRESS 3 LIKE 2-like
Exons: 2
Coding region: 138-656 (172 amino acids)
Source: RefSeq, a predicted model, not a curated record